AUGGGUCCAGCAAUCCAGGGACGAAAGAUCGCCUUCAUUGGCGCUAGCGGCCAGGUCGGAGGGCCUACCAUCGAAACCCUUCUCAAGCUGGGAGUCCACACCAUUACCGCCAUUCAGCGACCCGAAGCUACCAGCACGUUUCCUCCAGGUGUUAUUGUUAAGAAGGGUAGUCUUAAGGAUGAAGCAUUCCUUGUUGAAGUUCUUAAAGGCCAAGACGCCCUCGUUCUCAUGCCACCUCUGCCCCAGCUUGUCGAGCUCCAGGAGCCUGCAAUCCGUGCGGCCGCCAAGGCUGGCGUGCCUUAUAUCUUCCCAUCUGAAUUUGGCCCCGACCCCUUCGCCGGAGAGCUUGUGAAUGAGAAUGGGCUGCUCAUCGCAAAAAAGGGUAUCCGCGACCUGAUUGAAAAGCUUGGUGCUAGCAGCUGGGUAUCCAUCGCCACUGGCCCGUGGCUUGAUGGAGGCCUCGCCCCUGGUCUAUGGGGUAUCGACGCGAAAGCUCGCAAGGCAACCAUCUGGCGAGGCGCCAAUGGUAAGGUCAGCACGGCAUCUAUCGCACACACUGGUCAAGCAACUGCCGCGACGCUGAGCCUACCAGAGGCUGAUCUGGCCAAGUACAAGAACAAGGCUGUCUAUACGCCGUCAUUCCAUCUAACGCAGCGGGAGAUCCUAGACGCUGUUUUGCGCGCAACGGGCACAACGGAGGCGGACUGGGACAUCCAGACGCGGGAUGUGAACGAGGUGGCUAAGGAGUAUGAGGAGAAAAUUAGCCAGGGUGACGGCUUUGCGCCCUUCGUUAAGUUCUUCGUCACACACUUCUUCGAGGGCCACGGCGGUGACUUCCACCACAAGGUAGAUGCAGCUGAACUGGCAAAACUAGAGCAAGUAGGACUGCAGAAGGAGGAUCUCGACCACGUCGUCAAGGUGGCGCUACAGUAG
Talaromyces amestolkiae is the source of this 933-nucleotide messenger RNA. RefSeq lists its product as uncharacterized. The transcript has a single exon. The record is from RefSeq and is a predicted model, not a curated record. Lineage: Eukaryota; Fungi; Ascomycota; Eurotiomycetes; Eurotiales; Trichocomaceae. The coding region runs from base 1 to 933 and encodes 310 amino acids.